UCCUCGGUGCUUCUAAUCAUGAUUAUCUUGCAGAGACGUGCAGCCUGUGCCUGAACUGCACGUACAUGAAACGUGUUGCGGCUAGUGGGGGCUGGACGAAAACACAUGGGGGGUGGAUGAUCUAAAAAUACCUCUCCCCAGAGCGAUAAUACAACCUGUGUCAGGCCUGUUUGACUUUGAAACUAAACACAGAUAUGGAGGAUUGAAUUUAGUCCAGCCCCUCUUCUCACUUUGGCUGAAAGUGGCGAAGAAAAAGUCGGAGCGGUUUGACAAGCCGGACUGGGGAUACAGACGCGUAAAGCCGCCGAGAUCACUUUUUUACUCCGUCUUGGCCUGGAAUACGCAAAGCUGCUCAUUUGGAGGAAGAGACGUGUCCGGUGCAGUCGGUGGAACGUAACGAGCAUAAUUAACAGCCUCGGUCUCUCUCCCUCCAGUUGAGAGUGAAUGUUAUUCCUGAUUGGGCCACGGGUCCAUCGCUGAUCACAUGGCUUUGGCUGGAUGUUCAGAUUAUUUCCUUCACCGCCCAAAUUACCAGGGUAGUGUGGACCGCGCCUCCUCUCACCGUCCUGCAGAUCUUAUUGGGCCCAGUUUUCGGCAGGCGUCCAAUCGGAACUCCCCAAGUCACCAAGAGGACGAUGUGGACUUGGAGGCCCUGGUGAACGACAUGAACUCCUCCUUCGAGAGUCUGUACUCCACGAUUAGCAUGCCGUCCGACUCUGCCCCCUUGAUCCAUAAUGGGCAGCUGCAGCGGAGCCCUGGCCCACGGCCCGGCCUGGCCCCCUCCUCCAGGCAGGGAGUCUGCCGCUCCCAGCCCAUGCACAUCCUGGCUGUCAGGAGGCUUCAGGAAGAGGAGCUGCGGACAUCCUCCCUCCCGGCUAUCCCUAACCCAUUCCCUGAGCUGUGCAGCCCAGCCAGUUCCCCCGUGCUGAACCCCGGGUCCCUGCCACAGUGUCAGCCCUCUGGCACAUACAUCAUAAAAAUCUUCAGUGAGGACGGCACGGGUAGAGUGGUGGAGAUACCCGCCGUGAUGACAGCCAGAGACCUCUGCCAGCUGUUGGUCUACAAAAGCCAUUGUGUUGACAACAGCAGCUGGGGACUUGUUGAGCAUCACCCUCCUCUUGGGUUGGAGCGGUGUCUUGAAGACCAUGAGUUGGUGGUAGAGGUUCAGGCCACCAUGACCAGUGACAGCAAGUUUCUCUUCAGGAAGAAUUAUGCCAAAUAUGAAUUCUUUCGAAAUCCUUUGAAUUUCUUCCCCGAGCACAUGGUGGCAUGGUGUCAAGAGAGCAAUAGCACCAUACCGCAGUCACAGCUUCUGCAGAAUUUCUUGAAUCCCGGCAGCUGCCUUGAAAUCCAGGGGUUCUUGUACCUGAAGGAAACGGCAAGGAAAUCAUGGAAGAAACUCUACAUGUUUCUAAGGCGGUCAGGACUGUACUACUCAACGAAAGGGAUGUCCAAGGAGCCACGGCAUCUGCAGUUGUUGGCUGACCUUGAGGACAGCAACAUAUUCACAGUAAUCACAGGGAAGAGGCUGCACAAUGCCCCAACAGACUAUGACUUCUGCAUCAAGCCUAACAAGGUGAGGAGUGAGACUAAAGAGCUAAGGAUGCUCUGUGCAGAGGAUGAGCAGAGCCGGACCUGCUGGAUGACUGCCUUCCGUAUUUUCAAGCAUGGAAUUUCAUUGUAUCAGAACUACAAGCUACCCCAACAAAAGAAAACGUCGGCUGCCCGCUUUUCGUCACCAGUGAGGAGUGUGUCGGAGAACUCGCUGGUGGCUAUGGAUUUCUCAGGGAGGACCGGCCGGGUGAUUGAUAACCCCGUGGAGGCUCAGAGUGCUGCCAUGGAGGAGGGCUACACUUGGCGGAAACGAAGUCAGCGAAUGAACAUUCUCGGCAGCCCAAGUCCCGUCCAUCCAUCUUCACUAAGCUCCAUAGUUCACAGGACCCAGUUGUGGUUCCAUGGUCGGAUCAUGAGAGAGGAAUCCCACAAAAUGAUUAUUCAGCAAGGUCAAGUAGACGGAUUGUUCCUUCUGCGCGACAGCCAGAGCAACCCAAAGGCAUUUGUGUUGACGCUGUGCCACAACCAGAAGAUCAAGCAUUUCCAGAUCUUACCCUUUGAAGAGGAUGGACAGACAUUCUUUAGUCUUGAUGAUGGCGCCACAAAGUUCAGCGAUUUAAUACAUUUGGUGGAAUUCUACCAGCUUAACAGAGGAGUCCUGCCCUGUAAACUCAAACACCCCUGCACAGUUGUGACCUUAUGACCUAUUACUUGAUUUUUUAUUUUUUUUUUU
Molecule: messenger RNA, 2287 nt
Organism: Brienomyrus brachyistius
Lineage: Eukaryota; Metazoa; Chordata; Actinopteri; Osteoglossiformes; Mormyridae
Product: growth factor receptor-bound protein 10-like
Exons: 18
Coding region: 485-2257 (590 amino acids)
Biological process (GO): negative regulation of Wnt signaling pathway; negative regulation of insulin receptor signaling pathway; insulin receptor signaling pathway
Molecular function (GO): insulin receptor binding
Source: RefSeq, a predicted model, not a curated record